UUUUGAUUUUGGGAUUUGUUUUUCGGCUCCAGAUUUGAAAUUGUUAGUAACAAGCUCGGAUUUCGAUUUCGAUUACUUAAGCUUUUUUUUUUGGUUUCCCAUCAGGAGGGAAUUGAACUAGAUUUUUUUGGUGCUAAAGAUGGAUCCGGAUGCAGUCAAGUCGACCCUCUCGAAUCUGGCAUUCGGAAAUGUAAUGGCUGCAGCUGCUAGAGAUUAUCAGAAGUUGCCUUUUUCUGAAGGAAGUUAUUGCAAUGAGAAGGCGCAAUCAUCAAAUCCUGUCAAUGACGAGGUUGAUCUUGAUGAACUGAUGGAUGAUCCAGAGCUAGAGAAACUGCACGCAGAUAGGAUUGCAUCACUCAAGAGAGAAGUCGAGAAGAGAGAAGCCUUCAAAAGGCAAGGACAUGGUGAAUAUCGAGAGGUAAGCGAGGGAGAUUUCUUGGGCGAAGUCACUAGAAGUGAGAAAGUGAUAUGUCAUUUCUACCACAAGGAGUUUUAUCGGUGCAAGAUAAUGGACAAGCAUCUGAAAACUCUUGCUCCUAGACAUGUGGACACAAAGUUCAUUAAAAUGGACGCAGAGAAUGCUCCUUUCUUUGUCACGAAGCUUGCUAUAAAGACUUUACCUUGCGUUUUGCUUUUCAGCAAGGGAAUCGCAAUAGAUAGGCUAGUUGGGUUCCAGGAUCUGGGCACAAAGGACGAUUUCAGCACGACUAAAUUGGAGAACGUUCUGGUUAAAAAAGGAAUGCUCAGCAAGAAGAAGAAAGAAGAUGAUGAAGACGCCGAAUAUCAAGAGAGCAUAAGGCGCUCGGUUAGGUCUUCAGAGAAUCUGGACUCUGACUCUGACUAAUCUAGCAGUUGACUGCUUGUCUCUGUUUUGCCUUUUACUCCGUUGUUAUAUGGUUACUAGAAAAAGGAAUGUUCGAUAUAAAAUAUCCACACGGUCAAAUGCUAAACAUUGUAUGUUGGUAUAUGUAA
This is a messenger RNA of Eutrema salsugineum, 972 nucleotides long. Its product is annotated as thioredoxin domain-containing protein PLP3A. The record is from RefSeq and is a predicted model, not a curated record. Gene Ontology annotation, cellular component: cytoplasm. The transcript is spliced from 10 exons. Lineage: Eukaryota; Viridiplantae; Streptophyta; Magnoliopsida; Brassicales; Brassicaceae. The coding region runs from base 140 to 844 and encodes 234 amino acids.